UAAAGUUUCAUCACCAAAACUCCCCAAAUCCCUAACCCAAAAUCCAUCCCCAAUCUGCUCCCCAUAAUCCCAUAUCAUUCCUCUGUUCUCUCUUUCUCCUUCGUCCCUCUUGUCGGUCGCCCUAUCAUCGUUGGUGCCCCCGUCCGUCGUCGCUGCUCCGGCCUCUCUUUUCUUUCUCACAUUCCUCCCUCUCGUCGUUCGCCCUAUCAUCUUCGGCGUCGCUGCUCCGGCGUCCCUGUUCGUCGUCGCUGCUGCGGCCUCACUCGAUCUUUGCUCCUCCAGAAUUUUCAGAGUCCAUUAUCUGGAUUGCAAGAGGCUGAGGAAUUACCGAUCCUGGAGCCAGCAAUUCAGGUAAGAGGUUCUUCCCAAACCUCUCAUUCUACUCCAAUGCCAAGGCUAGAGAUAUCUUUUUUUUGAAGGAACAAAAUUGAGAUGGUGGAUCUGCAAAGGUGAGAGGUUUUUUCAAUAUUAUAAUAUAGUAGCAAGACAGAAGAUCAGUCUUGCAGCAGCCUAUCUCAAUGAUACAUCUGACUCAUGGUAUCAAGGUUGGAUGAAGAUGAGGAGAUUUGAGGCUAAUUGGACCAAACUAUGUGACUGGUUUGGAGAGAAGUCUAUGACUGAUGUGGUUGAAGAAUUUAAUAAACUAAAGCAGAAUGGAUGGAGUAUCAAAUCCGGUUUGAAGAAUUAAGGUCCUUGAUGUUGACUACACAACUUGUAACAGAGCAAUACUUUGUUUCCAGUUUCAUCAGUGGCCUCAAGGAUGAAAUAAGGCCAACUGUCAAAAUGAUGCAGUCUGCAACUGUUAAGCAGGCUACUGAGAAAGCAAGGUUACAGGAGCUUGCAUUAGAAACAAUUUUCAAAAAGCACAAGAUCCUCUCAAAAAGUCAUCUUUCGAUCAGUCAGGAGUCUGAAGAAAAUUGCUGGACUGCAACCUCAGGACCGAAUCAGGGAAAUGUGAAUCCUAGGGUUUAUACUAACCCUAAUUUUGUCAAAUCUCCUAUUAUGGAGCAAAGGAAACAGUUAGGAUUAUGCUGUGGAGAAAAAUUUAGUCCAGGACACUAGUGCAAAAGACAAUUAUUAUAUAUGGAAGGAGUAGAUGAAGAAGAAGAGCAGGAGCAAGUAGGGAUUGGAUAAAGAAGGCUAUUUCUGUAAUAUCUUGGGGCCAAUAAAUUUUUCAAGGUAGGGGGAUUGUCACGACCUCAGGGACAUAUUAGUAAUUGUAGUAGUAAUGCAAUUCGUGUAUUGUACACUAUUACUGCUAUUCGUGAUUGUACCUUUCAGUUAAUCACUAAAACUGAAAGAUAAGAGCCUAUAAAUAGCCUAAGUCCAGAGGAUGGGAAGGGUUGUUGAGUAAUAACAGAUUCUUUCCCUCUCAAAUUCUCUCUCUUUCUCUCUCCCUCUGUUCUCUCUGAAUUCUCCCUCCCUUUCUAUUCUCUCCCCCCUGAUUUCUUCCAAAUUCCAGAACAAACCCUAGGCUAAGUCUAGAUACCUGACAAUAAGAACAUGGCAUUCUUCUGUUUAGGGUUUCAAUACCUUAGCCCAGCGGUUAAAGCCAUCUCUGUCGCAGCUCAAAGUCUUAAUCUGUUCUCCUGCAGUUCACAAGUCUUCUCUCCCCCUUUUUUUAUCUUCUGUGUCUUACUCCCUCAUAACCACACCUGCAAACUAUCAUUGUUGAUGACACAUCAUCAUAUGCCGCCUCUUCAGUAAAGAUAUCUCCAGAAGCAAUUUCCAGUUUGUAAAAUCCCUUAAAAACCAAUCCAAAGUGUGUUUGACAGUAUAGAAUGGAACUGAAUACCAUCAAAGAUGCAUUCGAUCGUGUCACAAAGAAGCAAAAACUGUCUUCUUCCAAAUCUCAAGAAUUAAUUGAACAGCUUGGCCAAGAAAUAGAGCAGGCACUUUUGGAAAUAAAGUCGGUCAAUGACACUACAUCCCAGUAUGAUCAUAAAUUGAUCUUCACUGAACUAGCGACCAAGUUGAAUGAUAUUGCUCCACUCAGUCAGGUGGAGAGCACACAGAAGGAGUUGAAUAUAGCACUCAGCAGGUACCCAAAGAUCCUCGAGAAAUCCUUCAAUCCAGACAUAUCCAAAGCUUAUCGGAAUGUCGACUUUGAUACUCACACAGUUAACCAGAUCAUUGCCAGCCAUUUCUACCAGGAGGGCCUUUUCGAUAUUGGUGAUUGCUUCAUUGAUGAGGCUCAUGAAACAGAUGCGGCUGUUAUGAGAACUCCAUUCCUAGAAAUGUCCAAAAUACUUGAAGCAAUGAAGUAUAGAAACUUGGAGCCAGCACUGAACUGGGCUGCUACCAAUCAUGAUAAAUUGAUUCAAUGUGGAUCAGAUCUGGAGCUGAAACUUCAUCGCUUGCAGUUUGUGGAAGUACUACAGAAGAGAGGAAGAGAUGAAGCUCUCAAUUAUGCCAGAACAUUCCUUGCUCCAUUUGCUUCCAACCAUAUGGCUGAAGUCCAAAAGCUUAUGACAAGUCUACUGUGGGCUGGAAAGCUUGAGAGUUCCCCCUACUCUGAAUUGUUGUCGGCAACCCAUUGGAGUAAAUUGGCUGAGGAGCUGACCCUGCAGUUCUGCAAUAUCUUGGGACAGUCUUAUGAGAGCCCAUUGAGCGUGACAAUAGCUGCUGGAGUGCAAGGGUUGCCAACCCUACUGAAGCUGAUGAAUGUGAUGACAGUGAAGAAGCAAGAAUGGCAGUCAAUGAAGCAGUUGCCUGUGCCAGUAGAUUUGGAUCGUGAAUUCCAAUUCCACUCUGUCUUUGUCUGCCCUGUGAGUCGUGAGCAAGCAAGUGAAGAGAAUCCACCAAUGUUGUUAUCGUGUGGGCAUGUGCUGUGCAAGCAAUCCAUCACAAAGCUGUCGAAGAAUAACAGCACCAGGCCCUUCAAGUGUCCAUAUUGCCCAUCUGAGGCCGAGGUAGGAAAAUGUAAACAGUUGUAUCUCUGAUUGGCACCCAGUGUCUAUGCAGGUGGUGUCGGGCCCCUUUCUCUCAAGAAUGUACUGAAUCAUGUUAUGUGGAGAGAGUUGGUAUGGUGAAUAUUUCUAGUCAGAAUUUGAUUUCGUUGAUGGUCUUUUACUGCAAGGGGCGGUCGUUUAUAUCCCUGGACUUAUAGUGUACUUCGUUUAUGAUUCAGUGUAUGUAUAUAGAUAUUCUUUGGCA
Diospyros lotus (date-plum) is the source of this 3156-nucleotide messenger RNA. RefSeq names its product protein RMD5 homolog. NCBI's taxonomy places the organism in Eukaryota, Viridiplantae, Streptophyta, Magnoliopsida, Ericales, Ebenaceae. The transcript is spliced from 3 exons. Gene Ontology annotation, cellular component: GID complex; nucleus; cytoplasm. The coding region runs from base 1782 to 2942 and encodes 386 amino acids. Gene Ontology annotation, biological process: proteasome-mediated ubiquitin-dependent protein catabolic process. Gene Ontology annotation, molecular function: ubiquitin protein ligase activity; protein binding. The record is from RefSeq and is a predicted model, not a curated record.